UGAGUUUACAGUAUUUAUCAACAAUCAAUUGGUGAUUUAAGAACUAUAUAAAUUAGAUUGAUUGAUUGAUUGAUCUGUUGAUAUAGAGACGUAGUUAUCAUUAUCAAGAUAUAUCCCAACAUCAUCAUCAUCACUUAAUCAUGCAGAUCGUUCUUAAGGAUUUCAAGAAACAAAAAGUCACUAUUGAAGUUGAGUUAACUGACUCAGUAUUAUCAGUAAAAGAAAAAUUGGCGGCUCAAAAGGAUUGUGAAACUGAUCAAUUGAAAUUUGUUUAUUCAGGUAAAGUCUUACAAGAUGAUAAAAGUUUGGAAUCAUUUAAAAUCAAAGAAGGUGACUCAAUCAUAUUCAUGAUUUCAAAAUCUACAAAGAAAUCAACCCCUGUUGCGACUACUACUACUCCGUCAGCCGCAGCAUCAGCAGUAUCAUCCACUUCAAUUGAUCAAUCAUCAACAACAGCAUCAGGAUCAGGAUCUGCCACCGCAUCAGCCACUACUCCAUCUACCAAUACAUCAGAAGCACCAGCUGUUACUACCACUAACCCAACCGUUGUUGAAAGUGGUGAUGCUGGAUCAGCAUUCACUCAAGGUAGUGAAAGAGAAGCUACUAUUGCUAAUAUUAUGGAAAUGGGUUAUGAAAGACCUCAAGUUGAAGCUGCUUUAAGAGCUGCUUUCAACAAUCCUCAUCGUGCUGUCGAAUAUUUAUUAACUGGUAUUCCAGAAUCAUUACAACGUCCAACUUCUCAAGUAGCUCCACCAUCAGCAUCAGGUUCAGCUCCAGUUGCAGAAUCAACUAUGGAAGGUGUUACUACUACUAAUGAUGACGAUGAUGAAGAAGAAGAGGAUACUGAAGAUCAUGGAGAAAACUUAUUUGAAGCAGCUGCUGCCGCUGCUCAAGCUCAACAAGGAGGUCGUGAAGUUAGUCAAAGAGGUGGUGGUGCUGCUUCUGGAGCUCAUGAAACUGGAUUUGGAGAUGAUGAACAAUUAAGAUUAUUAAGAACAGCUUUACAAACCAAUCCUGAAUUGAUUCAACCAUUACUUGAACAAUUAAGUCAAUCAAAUCCUCAAAUUGCUCAAUUAAUACAACAAGAUCCAGAAGCAUUUAUAAGAACAUUUUUAGGAGCUGGUGGAGAUGAUUUAGGGUUUGAAGUUGAAGGUGAUGAAGGUGCUAUUGGUGAAGGUGGUAAUGAUCCAGAAGGAACUGUCCGUAUUCCAUUAACAGAACAAGAUCAAAAUGCUAUAAAUAGAUUAUGUGAAUUAGGAUUUGAAAGAGAUUUGGUUAUUCAAGUCUAUUUAGCUUGCGAUAAGAAUGAAGAAAUUGCAGCUGAUAUAUUAUUUAGAGAUAUGUAAACAUCAUAAUCUUCUUUAUCUGUAUUAGCCAUCUGUUUUGUUAACUGAUGUAGAAAAACUUU
This is a messenger RNA of Scheffersomyces coipomensis, 1408 nucleotides long. It is a transcript of the gene RAD23, whose product is annotated as Rad23p. NCBI's taxonomy places the organism in Eukaryota, Fungi, Ascomycota, Pichiomycetes, Serinales, Debaryomycetaceae. The record is from RefSeq and is a predicted model, not a curated record. Gene Ontology annotation, biological process: nucleotide-excision repair; proteasome-mediated ubiquitin-dependent protein catabolic process. The transcript has a single exon. The coding region runs from base 141 to 1346 and encodes 401 amino acids. Gene Ontology annotation, molecular function: damaged DNA binding; proteasome binding; polyubiquitin modification-dependent protein binding. Gene Ontology annotation, cellular component: nucleoplasm; cytosol.